CCAAUUGCGAACCGCCAACGCCAGCUUCGCGGGACCCCGGGCGGCGCGCCUCCGCUUCCCCCAGCCUCGCGGGUCCCCGGGCGGCUUCGGGAUGAUCGGCCAGAAGACUCUCUACUCCUUCUUCUCCCCGAGCCCCGUCGGGAAGCGACGCGCCCGCAGCCCCGAGCCGGCCGACCCGGGGACCGGCGUGGCGGGCGGAGCUGAGGAGAGCGGGGAUGCAGCGGCCAGCCCCGCCAAGAAGGCCCGGGCGGAGCAGGAGGAGCCCGGCACGCCGCCCUCGUCGCCGCUGAGCCCCGAGCAGUUGGUCCGCAUCCAGAAGAACAAGGCCGCGGCCCUGCUGAGACUCGCGGCUCGCAACGUGCCGGUGGGCUUCGGGGAGAGCUGGAAGAAGCACCUGAGCGGAGAGUUCGGGAAGCCGUAUUUUAUUAAGCUAAUGGGAUUUGUUGCAGAAGAAAGAAGACGUUACACUGUUUACCCUCCCCCACACCAAGUCUUCACGUGGACCCAAAUGUGCAACAUAAGAGAUGUGAAGGUUGUCAUCCUGGGACAGGAUCCAUAUCAUGGACCCAAUCAAGCUCAUGGGCUCUGCUUUAGUGUGCAAAGACCUGUCCCGCCUCCGCCCAGUUUGGAAAACAUUUAUAAAGAGCUGUCUACGGACAUAGAUGGUUUUGUUCAUCCUGGCCAUGGAGAUUUAUCUGGGUGGGCCAAGCAAGGUGUUCUCCUGCUCAACGCUGUCCUCACGGUCCGGGCGCAUCAGGCCAAUUCUCACAAGGAGAGAGGCUGGGAGCAAUUCACCGAUGCGGUUGUGUCCUGGCUAAAUCAGAACUCGAGUGGCCUCGUUUUCUUGCUCUGGGGCUCUUACGCUCAGAAGAAGGGCAGUGCCAUCGAUAGGAAGCGCCACCACGUGCUGCAGACCGCCCAUCCCUCCCCAUUGUCAGUCUACAGAGGAUUCUUUGGGUGCAGACAUUUCUCUAAAACCAACGAGCUGCUGCGAAAGUCUGGCAAGGAGCCCAUCAACUGGAAGGAUCUGUGA
This is a messenger RNA of Myotis davidii, 1033 nucleotides long. It is a transcript of the gene UNG, whose product is annotated as uracil DNA glycosylase. Gene Ontology annotation, molecular function: uracil DNA N-glycosylase activity. Gene Ontology annotation, biological process: base-excision repair, AP site formation via deaminated base removal; base-excision repair. The record is from RefSeq and is a predicted model, not a curated record. NCBI's taxonomy places the organism in Eukaryota, Metazoa, Chordata, Mammalia, Chiroptera, Vespertilionidae. The transcript has 8 exons. Gene Ontology annotation, cellular component: mitochondrion; nucleus. The coding region runs from base 92 to 1033 and encodes 313 amino acids.